CUGAUGGUGAAAACUUGCAGAAACACUUCUCGUUGCUUCCUCUUUUGUUGAUCGUCUUCUCUUUGUGGAAAUAAUGGCAUGCUCAAAGCCAUGCUCUUUCGAGGCAAUAAUCAAAUGCUUCUUGGUUGGAAUACUUUUCUUUCUGUGCAGUGUUAAGAGUGCGGUGAACGAUGGGGGUCCUUCUUGCUAUGGAGGAUUUGACCUGUACUUUGUUUUGGACAAGUCUGGGAGUGUUCAACACCACUGGAGUGAAAUAUUUUACUUUGUGAAUCACCUUGCACACAAAUUCAUCAGCCCACAACUGAGAAUGUCUUUCAUUGUUUUCUCAACCAGAGGUACCACACUUAUGACUUUAACAGAGGACAGGGAACGAAUCCGCCAAGGUUUAGAGGAGCUACAAAUGGUGUUACCCGGAGGCGAUACCUACAUGCACGAAGGCUUUGCAAGAGCAAGUGAACAAAUCUAUUACUCAAGUGCAGAAGGUUACAGAACGGCCAGCGUCAUUAUCGCCCUGACAGAUGGCGAGCUGAUGGAGAACCUUUUUUAUUAUGCAGAGCUAGAGGCUAACCGCUCUCGAAGUCUUGGAGCAACAAUCUACUGCGUUGGUGUCAAAGAUUUCAAUGAAACCCAGCUGGCACGGAUUGCAGACAGUAGGGACCAUGUCUUCCCUGUAAACGAUGGCUUCACUGCUCUCCAGGGAAUCAUUGACUCGAUCCUGAAGAAGUCAUGUAUUGAGAUCCUGGCAGCUGAGCCAUCAAGCAUCUGUGCUGGAGAAUCAUUUGAAGUCGUUGUGAGGGGGAAUGGAUUUUCCCACGCUCGUAAUGUGGAUAAAGUUCUCUGCAGCUUCAAAAUUAAUGAAACUAUUACGCUCACUCAGAAACCCUUGGUGGUAAAGGACACCUAUUUGCUUUGUCCUGCUCCAGUGUUGCAAGAGGUUGACAGAAAGGUAUUCUUGCAGGUCAGCAUGAAUGAUGGUCUUAGCUUCAUUUCCAGUUCUGUCACCAUCACAACCGUCCACUGUUCAGAUGGAACAAUUUUGGCUAUUGCACUUCUAAUCCUCUUCCUCCUGCUGGCAUUGGUUCUUUUCUGGUGGUUCUGGCCCUUGUGCUGUACUGUGAUCAUUGCCGAGCCUCCACCACCACCCUCUGAUGAUGAAGAGGAUUUGGACUCAGAAGGAUUGCCCAAGAAGAAAUGGCCAACUGUUGAUGCCUCAUAUUAUGGUGGCCGAGGUGUAGGAGGGAUCAAAAGAAUGGAGGUUCGAUGGGGUGAGAAGGGAUCAACUGAAGAGGGUGCCAAACUGGAAAAAGCCAAAAAUGCCAGAGUCAAAAUGCCAGAACAGGAAUAUGAGUUCUCAGAGGCAGGAAUGCACAACAAUAAUGUGGGUCGCAAGUUGAACUCUCCAAGAAAAUGGUACUCACCAAUCAAGGGCAAGUUAGAUGCACUGUGGGUUCUCCUGAGGAAAGGCUACGACCGGGUAUCUGUGAUGCGCCCCCGUCCUGGAGACAAGGGACGUUGCAUCAAUUUCACUAGAGUAAAGGCCGGCAGGAAACCACCCAGUUACCCUUAUUACAACAACGUGCGAAACAGUGGGCCGGCUCCCAUCUAUUGUCCGACCGUCAGUCUUCCUCCGUCUCCUGCCCCAUCGCCUGAGCCGUCACCUGUUAAUUCCACAACUUCGUCGCCCACUCCAUCGCCAACUUGCACCUUGCCUCCGCCUCCGCCAGGACCUCCACCUACACGGGCUCCCCCACCGUCGCGCCCACCCCCACGCCCUUCCUUUUAAACUUGGCAACUCAAGAGGUUGAACCCUUCGUUUUAACAACAGACAGAAGGGGAACCAAAGAGGUACUGCAUAAAGGUUCUUACUGGUCUGAAGAAGACAGCUUCCCUUUGGUCAGUUUGUAGAGGGUGUCUGCAGCAAAACAAACUCCAACGUACACAGCAGUAUCCUUUGAACUCAUGCCAGUUAACGUUGGCCUUAUUAUCUUCAACUUGAUCAACUGUUGCUUUUAAACGUGUGAUAUAUUGAUCU
Messenger RNA from Hypanus sabinus (Atlantic stingray), 2032 nucleotides. RefSeq names its product anthrax toxin receptor 1-like. NCBI's taxonomy places the organism in Eukaryota, Metazoa, Chordata, Chondrichthyes, Myliobatiformes, Dasyatidae. Gene Ontology annotation, molecular function: signaling receptor activity. Gene Ontology annotation, cellular component: membrane. Bases 74 to 1783 code for a protein of 569 amino acids. The transcript has 18 exons. The record is from RefSeq and is a predicted model, not a curated record.